Molecule: messenger RNA, 4023 nt
Organism: Pecten maximus
Lineage: Eukaryota; Metazoa; Mollusca; Bivalvia; Pectinida; Pectinidae
Exons: 3
Coding region: 180-866 (228 amino acids)
Source: RefSeq, a predicted model, not a curated record
GUAACACUGUAGGCUAGUCAGUGGAGCAGUGUAUACCGUGGAGAUCUGCCACUAGUACGGACAACAAUCAUGGUGUGACAGGCUAUAUACCCUCGUGCAAGUCACAUAUAUUUAUAUAUAUGUAUAUACACACGUAGCUAAAAACUAUUGGGAUUUACUAAAGAGGAACUCGUGUUUACAUGUCAGCCAUGUGGCUAAGUGUUCUGCAGGCUGUGAUAUGUGGAAGCUUAUUCUUUACAAUAAGUUCAGGACUGGAGUGCGUUUGCACAACCCAGGAGUGCAUAGACCGGAAGAUGACGACAUGUCGUGCGUCACACUACUGUUACAGCGAGACGAUUGACGACCCAUUGUUUAAACAUCUGACGUCACGGGGCUGCAUUGACAGUAGCACACCCCUACUGUGUGAGAACCGCCGCCCUGCCAAGCUGAAGGCAGCAUGGCCAGUCCUCCACUGUUGUAACGACAAAAGUUUCUGUAACAAGAACGUCGUACCGACUCAACCUCCACGACCAGUACCGGAAGUAGAGGAACCGGUAUACGAGGAUUUCAACACCGAGCCAACCCCUCAACCGGCCGGAUGUCCAAACCAGCAUGGGACCAGCAACUCCAACAGUAUGAUCAACCCAAUCUACAUAGCAGUUCCGGUCGCAGGAGUCUGUGUACUCCUCGCUCUUAUUAUCUUUGCUAUGUAUCUUUUGCGCAGGCGCACAGACUAUUACGAGAGGUACCAGUAUCCGCGUACCGUCUCGGUGCCACAACAUCAUCAACAGUGCAGUGACGCAAAGUGUGCGAACGCAUGCAAACUGAAUAGAUGUACAGACAGUGAACGAUCAUCAUCGGGCAGUGAAACCAAACUAUUCUUAUAGGGGUGUCUGAUGAAAUCACCAUCCCUUACCACAUACCUUAUAAGGCUACCCUACAACAAAGCCAUGAUGAAAUGUCGCUCCGAGAACAUGUUUGGCAUGAGCGGAAGUCUCUGACAGCUGAACUCGGCCUAGCCAAGGAAAAGCAACUUCCUUUGAAAUGUUGGUUUUCCAUCCUUUGAAGAUUUGGAUGAAUGCAGCAGACAUUGGCAUGUAGAACUGUAAUUGGGACAAAUUAUUACUAAUUGUCGGAAUAUACAUUAAUGUUGCCAAUACUAUAUUUUAUCAGAAUUUCACCACUCUCAUUAGCUGAUGUUUAACAUUACUCUCUGAGAUGGAGACUUUCGAUAAUAUGAAAUGUGAAUCUUUAAGAUUUUUCAAUAAGUUGUACUUUUAUGAGCGGCAUAAAAACAUUGCUUGGAAAUUCACUUUGCCUGCUCGGUUUGUCGCUCGAUCAGAGACUCGGGCGACACAAAGAAAGGGUAGCCAGUACGGACAAUGUCUCAUUUGUGUAUCAUUGUAAAUACGUCAUUUCCUGUCACGUGUCUUGCAUUAAUGCAAUCGUUAAAUAUGUUCCAUUAUUAUUUAUAGAGAGUAAGGGCGUCUUGCUAGAUGAACGAAAGGGGGAUGAUGAGCAUAAGAAUGAGAAGAAGAUAGUGAGCACAUGAACGAAAAUGAAGACGAUAUUAUGACACUAUUUGCAAUAGAGUUGAUGUGUCAAGUAUAAUGCGCACAGGAGAUGACUGUGGUAUGAGAGUUGGAGAGUGAUGGGUUAUGGAGACUGACGCUAAUAUCGUGAUGUUAAAAGUUAAAGAGGCGAAUGAGGUAGCUGAGUCGUUGUUAAACUGGUGUGAUUGAUGUUUGAGGCUGGUGUAUUGUAGGGUGAUCAUUGUCCUCCAUCUCAUGUGUCAAGUACCCAAUACUGUUACUGUGUACAUAGCUCCGAUCUCUCAUUAACAGUCAGGGUACUUGUGUUUACCUCUUUAUUUGUUUGUUGCCGUCGUUCUGCUGUUGGCCACGAAUCAAACACUCAACUGACUCUGAUCGCGUCAUGGUCAAUCAUAAUCUGGUUUGGUUAUCGUGAGACCCGAGAGUUGAUCAAAUACCCGUCUUACAAACAAAAAAGCUUGGUCUGGAAAUGGCAUCUUUAAAAAUUAUAUUAAUAUUCGAAAAAACCGUUUAUCAAUACUGUAUGAAAAAUUCCAUGAUGUGCGAAUAAUAAUAUUUAAUAUCUGUAAUCAAAUUUGUAAUUUAAAUGGCAUUUCGAACAAAACAUAUUUAUCAACGCCUGAUCAUUCUCGAAUAGCUAAGCAUAAAAAAGAAGGCAGCAAAACGCGUGACUGUUUCAUUGUUUGUGUACGUGUUUCAGGCUGUUCAUGUAAAUAUGGCAUCAAUGUAUUCCUCAGGGUAAACAAAUGUCUCAAACCAUCUGCGCAUGCUCAGAUUACCGAUGGAACUUAACGAUCAUUGGAAAAAGUGAUGUAUGUUAAAUGUUGUGAUGUUAUGAUAUCGUAAGUAUUCGAUGAAAAAAUGAAAUCAAUGAAUGUUAUAACAUUAGUGUGUAUGAACAAGGGGCAUGGACACUAAAGCUAAUACAUUAUUAAACAUUCGACAUACAGUAAAACGUGGUAAUAGGUUUGAGCUAGCGAAUGGUGUAUAUACUAACACACAAAUAAUUGUACAUUUGUAAAUAAAUAUAUCUCGUGCUGUAUACAUUUUACUACUUACCGUAGUUACACACGUAAAUGGCUAUUACGGUUACACACGAGUGUAGUUACCAUGGUAACAAACUAAUGUGGAUACUAUUAUAACAUAUUUGGGUGUUAACUACAGUUACACUCUUAAGUGGUUACUAUGGUAACAGACUAUUGUUGAUGCUAUAACAUAUUUAGGUUAUAACUAAGGUGAUACACUUAAGUGGGUACUAUAGCUACUCUCGUUAGUGGUUACUAUGGCAACAAACUAUUGUGGAAACUAUGAUAACAUAUUUGGGUGUUAACUACAGCUACACUCUUAAGUGGUUACUAUGGUAACGAACUAUUUUGGGUACUAUAACAUAUUUAGGUGGUUAUUACGGUGGUACACUUAAGUGGUUGCUAUGGUAACAAUCUUAUGUGGUCACUAUUAUUACACAUUUAUGUGGUUACUAUGGCUACACACUUAAGUGGGUACUAUGGUUACAAAAUUAUGUUGUUACUAUGAUUACAUAUUUAUAUGGUUACUAUGGUAACACAAUCUACUAUAAGUGCUAAUAUCGUCUCGUCUUUCAACUGCUGUUAUAUAAUAGACAAUAUUUGCCUUAAUUUACAGUACCUCUUUGGACUAUGGUAUUUUAUUAGUCUUUGAAUUAUUUUAAUUCUAUCUGAUGUUGAACUAGUCAGUUCUAUGACGUCAUUGAUGACGGAAAUGUUUCCUUCGGAUGUGAACUUAUAUCAUCAUGAUCGCUAAAGAAUAAUUUCAAAUGCCCAUUACCCACUCCUUUGCAAAAGCAGAGACUGAUUAGAAAUCAAUCCAGAUUGUUUGCUUCCACGGCAUGUUAACAAUCUAUGAUAUAUUGAUUCAAGUUUUCAUCAAGGCAAAACAAUCAAAUAAUUUGAUAAUAACAUAUAGAAUAUGUUUUAAUAUAUAGCGAUAUUGAUGUGGAAAUGUGCAAUGGCCUCCGGUAUAAGUCAUCGUAAACGGCAUGGAGUAGAAUCUCAAUAAAGACGUUAUUGGACCGACACUCGCUGACAUCUAGACGUAGCAGGCUUAGAUGCUCCAAAUUAUACUAACAUCUUUUAUUUUUAUUUUUGUUUAUCUAUUUUUUUAAUCAAACUUUUUUUUAUAUAAAUAAAAAUAACAUAUUUUUCUCGAAAACCGACAGGUCGCAGAAUUCGGCUUCCAUAUAAUAAUCUAAUCAAAUUUGUUUUAUAUUUAAGGCUCUGUCACGCAUUUUUGUUCUUUUUUUUUCAUUUCAUAAUUCAUCCGAUAUAAUGUGGUGUCACUGAUUAUGUCAUUUCCGGGCUACAUCCUGAACAUGAGGCUGAAAAUUGUUUCAUGGGGUUCUGGCGAUGAAUAUCAUUUCAAUUAUCAUUAUUUUUGCGCAAUAAGCGAUAAUCAAAUGAAACUAUUGUGAUGGAUGGGGGAAAGAAGAUUUUAAAUAAAAUGAAAUAUACAAAAU